This is a messenger RNA of Hibiscus syriacus, 3570 nucleotides long. Its product is annotated as filament-like plant protein 4. The transcript is spliced from 6 exons. Lineage: Eukaryota; Viridiplantae; Streptophyta; Magnoliopsida; Malvales; Malvaceae. The record is from RefSeq and is a predicted model, not a curated record. Bases 269 to 3517 code for a protein of 1082 amino acids.
ACUAUCAAAAAACUUCAAAAGGUGAUUGGUUUUGGAACAUUUGCAUUCUUUGCUUACCCAACUCCAACACCACCAGUCCACCAUCACUUCGGCCGCUCUCCUCCGCCGCCAUUGCCACCACUUCUUUCACUUUCUCAAAACCUCAAUAACAAGAAACCACAAAAACCAAAGUAUCUCAAUCUUUAAAUCUCAAACAACACUUUUUAUUCACACUAAAUUCACUCUACAAAGCUACAUUUCUCAAAGGCUAUAAAGGGUUUUUCAAGUAAUGGACCGUCGAUGGCCAUGGAAGAAAAAAUCAUCCGAUAAAGCUGCUGCCGCCGCCGCUUUGGCUUCAGUUGCAGCUCAAACUGAUCAGGAUACCUACAAAAAAUCGAAGUUUGUUCAAAUUUCGGUGGAAUCAUAUUCGCACCUCACUGGUUUGGAGAAUCAAGUGAAAAUAUACGAGGAACAAGUCCAGACAUUGGAGGAUGAGAUUAAGGACUUGAAUGAAAAGCUCUCUGCGGCCAAUGCAGAGAUUACUACCAAGGAAGACCUGGUGAAACAGCACACUAAAGUUGCAGAAGAAGCGGUCUCGGGUUGGGAAAAGGCUGAAGCAGAAGCCUUGGCAUUGAAAAAUCAUCUCGAAUCUGUUACCCUUUUGAAGCUCACUGCUGAAGAUAGGGCUUCGCAUUUGGAUGGUGCUCUUAAGGAGUGCAUGCGACAAAUCCGAAAUCUGAAGGAAGAACAUGAACAGAAGUUGCAAGAUGUCAUAAAUAGCAAAAACAAACAAUGUGAAAAGAUUAAGCUCGAGCUUGAAGCUAAGAUAGCUAAUUUAGAACAAGAGCUCCUUAAGUCUGAUGCUGACAAUGAUGCAAUUUCUAGGUCUUUGCACGAACGUUCUAACAUGCUGGUUAAGAUUACUGAAGAAAAAUCAUUAGCUGAGACCGAGAUUGAGCUUUUGAAGGGUAACAUUGAAUCAUGUGAAAGGGAAAUAAAUGCACUGAAGUAUGAGCUGCAUGUAGCUUCCAAAGAGCUAGAAAUUCGUAAUGAAGAAAGGAAUAUGAGCAUGAGAACUGCAGAAGCAGCUAACAAGCAGCAUAUGGAGGGUGUCAAAAAGAUAGCAAAGCUAGAAGCAGACUGCCAAAGACUGCGUGGUCUUGUGCGGAAAAGGUUGCCCGGCGCUGCUGCACUUGCUCAAAUGAAGUUAGAGGUUGAGAGUUUAGGACGGGAUUACGGAGAUACUCAAAUAAAGAGGUCUCCCUCCCGGCCUUCUAGUCCACAUGUGCCCGCUGUGACAGGCUUCUCCCUUGACAAUGCACAGAAAUUCCAGAAAGAGAAUGAGUUCCUCACGGAACGAUUAUUAGCAAUGGAAGAAGAAACAAAGAUGCUGAAAGAAGCUUUGGCAAAGCGUAACAGUGAACUACUGGCUUCUAGGAAUCUGUGUGCUCAGACAUCUAGCAAGCUUCAAACUUUAGAAGCACAAUUCACCUUCAGCAACCAACAAAGCAGCUCCUCAAGAGCUAUUCAGAUUCCUGAAGUCUACUUAACUCGAACUGCUAGCAGUUCUCCAAGUGUGGCUUCUGUAUCUGAAGAUGGAAAUGAUGAUAAAAAAAAUUGUGCCGACUCGUGGGCAACAGGUGCGACCUCUGAGCUAUCUCAAUUCAGGAAGGAAACGAGCAUUGAGAAGUCGAAUAGAACUGAAAAUGAAAAGCACCUGGAUCAUAUGGACGAUUUUCUUGAGAUGGAGAAGUUGGCGUGUUCUUCAAAUGAUUCUACUGCAAAUGCUGCAAUAAACAUUUCAGGUUGUACCAACAACAAUACAUCGGAAACUGUUAAUGGUGGUGAUGCUUUGGGAGAGAUUUCUUGGAAGGAACUCCAGUCUGAAAAGCAGCUUGAUCUACCACCAACAGCAAACGGGUCUAUGAACAUGGAUUUGUCAGAAGUUUAUCAUGAAUCUAAUGCAGACAAAUUGCUUGUUAUGAAGCUUCGAUCAAAGCUCUCUAUAGUGCUUGAAUUAAUGUCUAAGGAUGCUGAUGUGCAGAAAAUUCUUGGGGACAUCAAACGUGCUGUCCAGGAUGCACAUGACAACCUGAGCCAGCACUCUGUCAUUGGUGUUUCUGAGGAAGUGGUGCAUGAGUCUGGUGGCACAUGCAUUGGGCGGGAUCAUCCGGAAAAUGGUAGCUUAACUGAAGAGAAGGACAUCACUAUGCCCCCAGGUACUAAGGUGACUUCAGAAACUUUGCAAACCGUAAGUCGAGAACUAGCUGCCGCAUUAUCUCAGAUUCAUGACUUCUUACUGUCCCUGGGGAAAGAAGCAAGGGCAUUUGACGAUAUCUCUUCCGAUGGCAACAGCUUAAGCCACAAAAUCGAUGAGUUGUCCAUCACCUACAAUAAGGUCUUAUGCAGCAAUAUGAGUUUGGAUGAUUUCGUUUUCAAUCUUUCUACUGUUUUAGCCAAAGCCAGUGAAUUAAGAUUCAACGUGCUCGGCUACAAUAGUAGUGAUGUGGAAAUCAAUGGUUCUGAUUGCAUAGAAAAGGUUAUUUUACCAGAGAAUAAGGUAAAUCAAAACAAUUCAUCCGAAGGAAGAUAUCAAAAUGGUUGUGCUCACAUUUCUAAUUUGACUUCCAAUCCUGAUGUUCCCAAUGAAGGAAACAUUGUCUUGGAAUAUGAAUCAAAACAGAUGAGCAGCAUCUCUUUGGACGAGUUCAAGGAAUUGAAGUUGGAGAAAGAAAACAUGGAAAUGGAUCUUUCUCGAUGUACUGAAAAUCUGGAGAUGACCAAGUCCCAAUUACAUGAAACUGAGCAGCUUCUAGCAGAAACAAAAUCUCAAUUGGCUUCUGCUCAAAAACCAAACAGCUUGGCCGAGACACAGCUCAAGUGCAUGACAGAGUCGUAUAGGUCACUUGAAACGCACGCAGGGGAGUUGGAGACCAAGGUGAACCAUCUCAGUGAAAAAAACGAAAAUCUGGAAAAUGAGCUUCAAGAUGAAAAGAGAAGUCACCAUGAUGCUUUCGCCCGAUGUAAGGAACUAGAAGAACAAUUGAAAAGGAAUGAGAAAUGUUCUGUUUGUUCAGCAGCCGAUAAUGACCUCAAGAACAAGCAGGACAAAGAAUUAGCUGCUGCGGCCGAGAAGCUCGCUGAAUGUCAAGAAACCAUAUUCCUUCUUGGCAAGCAAUUGAAGGCUCUCCGCCCUCAGACUGAUAAGAUGGGGUCACCCUACAAUGAGAGGAGUCAGAAGGGUGAAGACGAACCCUCUACUAGCUACUUGAGCUUGCAAGACUUAGACCAGGCGGAGAUAGACACUGCUGCAUCUGGCAACGGAAUCCAAACCAGUGCGGAAUCCUCAUUGGAGUCAUUUAACAAACCAUGCAGCCCUUCCAAUACCGAAGAAAACCUUACGAAAUUACCGGCCGGUUCGAAACAUAGGUCUACCAUGUCAAGCACUUCAUCUUCAACUUCUGCCACAACAACCCCGGAGAAACAUUCGAGAGGCUUUAGCAGAUUCUUUUCCUCCAAAGGAAAGAAUGGUGUUUAAACCAGCAGCAUUACAUGGACAUAAAAAAUACCUACAUAUUUAUUUUACUGGUU